Messenger RNA from Colletes gigas, 1326 nucleotides. RefSeq names its product glutathione S-transferase-like. Gene Ontology annotation, biological process: glutathione metabolic process. Gene Ontology annotation, molecular function: glutathione transferase activity. The record is from RefSeq and is a predicted model, not a curated record. Bases 122 to 745 code for a protein of 207 amino acids. The transcript has 5 exons. NCBI's taxonomy places the organism in Eukaryota, Metazoa, Arthropoda, Insecta, Hymenoptera, Colletidae.
CUGGAUUCGUUCGUUUCGCGUGUGAGCUCAGUGCGAGCCCCGCUCCGCGCGAGUGUUCGUCCAGCUGACCAAGGGUGCUGGCAUUUCCGCGCGAGGACACUGGCGAUCGCGAGAAAGGAAAAUGGGCGAGGGACAGCCAACUUACAAACUGAUCUACUUCGAUGCUCGCGGUCGCGCCGAGCAAAUUCGCUACAUAUUUGCGUACGCUGGCAUCGACUACGUCGACGAGAGGAUCUCCAAGGAAAACUGGCCGGAACUGAAGAAAGCGAUGCCUUACGGAAUGCUACCGGUGCUGGAGAUAGACGGGAAACCGAUAGCACAGAGCAACGCGGUGGCGAGAUACUUGGCGAGGAAACACAAUCUGAGUGGAAGGGACGAAUGGGAGGCGAUGCUGUGCGAUGUGCUUGUCGAUACCCUCGGAGACCUCAAGCAAAUUAUAGCUCUGUAUCUCGCGGAGAAGGAUCAGUUCAAGAAGGAGGAGAAGAAGGCGAAACUUUUGAAGGAAACUAUACCCUUUUACUUGAACAAGUUUGAACAAACCAUCGGCGAGAAUGGAGGCUACGCCGUUGGCUCCACCACCACGUGGGCGGAUUUUGUGUUCGCUGUGGCUCUGGAGAAUUUCGAGAAUAUUUUCGGCGGCGGAGCCUUGGAAAAUUACCCGGGUCUUCGAGCGCUGAAGAAGAGGGUCCACGGGAUACCCGCAAUCGCCGAAUGGCUGACCAAACGGCCCCAGACAGAAGUUUAGAACCGAGAUAUGCCCGAUGGAAAUGGAAACGAGUACAUAUCUAAGUAAAUUGGACGCGCUUGGUCGGUUAUUAUUACACGUUCGUCGACGCGUUACCCAGUUGUCAAUGUCGCCGUGUGUUCUGUCGAUGUCUCACGACUUGCGAUGAAAAUCUAUGCAAUCGCGUACGUCGAUAGCCUGAUAGUACAUAAAUACUUUUAAUUCGCGGGGUAAAAUUGAUUUAGACCUGCGGGAGGAGAAUUGUCGUCAAGUUUCCGGUAUUUUGCGCAGCUUCUAUGCGAUAUGUGUUAUCCAACUCGAAUCUUUCGUAGCGAAUAGUCAAAUACACGCGAUAAGUUGUAACAUAGAGUGCCUAAAGGUAAACGGUACGGAACACGGAAUAGAAAUUUUGUUUCGUUCUUUAUUCGUUGCGUUUCUCGAUAUCACGAACGGCUCUGCUUCUACAAAAUGAGUAACUGCAAAUAAUUUCUUGAAACCUAAAAUACUACCAAUGACAAUUCGUUUAUACAAACACCUAUAUCGUUUAUUCGCAGUUACAAGUCGCAUUAGUAGGAACCACUGAUUUAUAAAAUGGACUUUCU